AUGACCACUCCGCAACCGACCAACCCGAACGCUCAGUUCCCGCCUCACGACCCGACCGCCCAGUUCUCCUUCCCCAAGGCAGAGGAGGAGGUCGUCGAGUACUGGAGGGCCAUUGAUGCUUUCCGAACAAGCGUCCAGCAGUCGAAGGACGAGGGUCGCCCGAACUAUGUCUUCCUCGACGGUCCUCCCUUUGCGACUGGCUUGCCGCAUCACGGUCAUCUGCUGAUGGGCACCGUCAAGGACAUCGUUACUCGAUUCUGGCACUCGAACGGCUUCCACGUCGAGCGCCGCUUCGGCUGGGACACGCACGGUCUCCCCGUCGAGCACGAGAUCGACAAGAAGCUCGGCAUCACCUCCAAGGCCGACGUGAUGGCGAUGGGUAUCGACAAGUACAACGCCGAGUGCCGUGCCAUCGUCAUGCGGUACGCGUCCGAGUGGCGCCGCACCGUCGAGCGUCUCGGUCGCUGGAUCGACUUUGACAACGACUACAAGACCCUCUACCCGACGUUCAUGGAGUCGGUCUGGUGGGUCUUUGGCCAGCUGUGGAAGAAGAACCUCGUGUACCGCGGAUUGAAGGUCAUGCCCUACACCACCGGCUGCACGACCCCUCUCUCCAACUUCGAGGCCGGUCAGGCGUACAAGGACGUCCAGGAUCCGGCCGUCACCGUCGCCUUCACCCUCGUCGACGACCCGAAGACCUCCUUCCUCGCAUGGACGACCACGCCCUGGACCCUCCCCUCCAACCUCGGUCUCUGCGUUCACCCCGACUUCACCUACGUCAAGAUCCACGACGUCGAGCGCGACGCCAACUUCAUCCUCUGCGACAAGCUCCUCAACGCCUUGUACAAGGACCCGGCAAAGGCCAAGAAGGACAAGAAGUUUGAGGUCCUCGAGACGUACAAGGGGUCUGACUUGGUCGACAUCAAGUACGAGCCGCUCUUCCCGUACUUUGUCGAGAAGUACGGAUCCCGCGCCUACCGCGUCCUCUCCGAUCCGUACGUGACCGACUCGUCCGGUACCGGUAUCGUCCACCAAGCCCCGGCAUUCGGUGACGACGACCACCGCGUCGCUGUCGCGCACGGCGUUGUCGCGAAGGACGAGAUGCCGCCUUGCCCGAUUGAUGAGAAGGGUGUUUACACGGAUGAGGUGCCCGACUUCAAGGGCAUGUAUGUCAAGGAUGCCGACAAGCACAUCACCAAGUUCCUCAAAAACGCUGGCAAGAUCAUCGUCGCAUCGACCUUGACCCACUCGUACCCCUUCUGCUGGCGCUCCGGCACGCCCCUCAUCUACCGCGCCAUCCCCGUCUGGUUCGUCCGCGUCCAAGGCCACCAAGACGAGCUCGUCAAGAACAACAAGGCGACGCGCUGGGUUCCUGCCUCGGUCGGCGAGAACCGCUUCCAGAACUGGCUCGAGAACGCCCGCGACUGGAACGUCUCGAGGAACAGGUACUGGGGAACGCCGUUGCCGCUUUGGGCGAGCGAGGACUACGAGGAGAUCGUCUGCAUCUCGUCGAUUGCCGAACUCGAGGAGUUGUCGGGCGUCAAGGGCAUCACCGACCUCCAUCGCGACAAGAUUGACCACAUCACCAUCCCUUCGAAGCAGGGCAAGGGACAGCUGAAGCGUGUCGAGGAGGUCUUUGACUGCUGGUUUGAGUCGGGCAGCAUGCCCUACGCGCAGGUCCACUACCCCUUCGAGAACAAGGGCGCGUUCGAGCACUCUUUCCCGGCCGACUUCAUCUCGGAGGCGAUGGACCAGACCCGUGGCUGGUUCUACACGCUCCUCGUCCUCUCGAACCACCUCUUCGGUACCGCUCCCUGGAAGAAUCUCAUCGUCUGCGGCCACGUCCUCGCCGCCGAUGGCAAGAAGAUGUCCAAGUCGCUGAAGAACUACCCCGACCCGAACAUGAUCAUCGACCGGUACGGCGCCGACGCCCUCCGUCUCUUCCUCAUCAACUCGCCCGUCGUCCGCGGCGACUCGCUCCGCUUCAAGGAAGAGGGCGUCCGCGACGUUAUCGGCCACGUCCUCCUUCCCCUCCUCAACUCCUUCCGCUUCUUCCUCGGCCAGGCCGCGCUCCUCAAGAAGGAGCAGGGCGUCGAGUUCAAGUACGACCCCACGAGUCUCGGCAGCUCGAACGUCAUGGACCGCUGGAUCCUCGCGCGGUGCCAGACGCUCAUCAAGCUCGUCCGCACCGAGAUGGAGGCGUACCGCCUUUACACCGUCGUCAACCAAAUGCUCGGCCUCAUCGACGAGCUCACCAACUGGUACAUCCGCUUCAACCGCCGGCGUCUCAAGGGCGAGAACGGCCUCGAGGACACGACGCACGCCCUCAACACCCUCUUCGAGACGCUCUUCACCCUCGUCCGCACCCUCUCCUCCUUCACGCCCUUCCUCACCGAGCACAUCUACCAGGGCCUGCGGCCGUUCUUCCCCCACGAUGGCGAGAGCCUCGGCUGCGGCACCGACCUGCGCUCGCUGCACUUCUUGUCCUUCCCCAAGGCGCGCGAGGAGUACUUUGACGACGUCAUCGAGCGCCAGGUGUCGCGCCUGCAGGCCGUCAUCGAGCUUGGCCGCGAGGUCCGCCAGCGCAUGGUCAUCCCCGUCAAGACGCCGCUCGCCGAGCUCGUCGUCUUCCACCCGGAGCAGGAGUACCUCGACGACGUCAAGUCGCUCCUCCCCUACGUCGAGCAGGAGCUCAACGUCCGAACGGUCGUCUUCACCUCGGACGAGGCGCGGUGCGGCAUCAAGUUCCGCGCCGACGCAGACUACGCCGUUCUUGGCCGCAAGCUCCGCAAGGACCUUGCACGCGUCAAGAAGGCGCUCCCGUCCGUACCCUCGGACGACGUCAAGGCGUACCUCUCGACCGGCAAGAUUACCGUCGACGGUGUCGAGCUCGUCAAGGGCGACCUGACCGCAACGCGGUACGUCGAGUUGCCGCCGCGCGUCGAGGGCGGACCGCAGUACGAGACCAACACCAACAACGACGUUGUGAUCUUGCUCGACUGCCUGCGCCGGCCCGAACUCGAGCAGGAGGGUACCGCGCGAGAGGUCAUCAACCGUGUCCAGCGGUUGCGCAAGAAGGCUGGCCUCGUCGCGACGGACGACAUCGACGUGUUCUACUCGUUCGCCGAGGGUGUCGGCAAGGAGCUCGAGGAGAUCAUGGCUGCGUCUGGGGAUGUCAUCCGCAAGGUCCUCAAGAAGUCGCCGAGGCCCAAGAGCGAGUUCAAGGGCGACAAGGAGGUCAUCAUCGAGGAGGAGCAGGAGAUCAGCGACGACAAGGUCGUCCUCACCCUCGUCUGGGCGUAG
Rhodotorula toruloides NP11 is the source of this 3303-nucleotide messenger RNA. RefSeq names its product isoleucyl-trna synthetase. The transcript has 10 exons. NCBI's taxonomy places the organism in Eukaryota, Fungi, Basidiomycota, Microbotryomycetes, Sporidiobolales, Sporidiobolaceae. The coding region runs from base 1 to 3303 and encodes 1100 amino acids. Gene Ontology annotation, biological process: isoleucyl-tRNA aminoacylation. The record is from RefSeq and is a predicted model, not a curated record. Gene Ontology annotation, molecular function: tRNA binding; aminoacyl-tRNA deacylase activity; ATP binding.